AUGGAUCGGAUGAACCAACGUUCCGCGAUGGCCUACUGGAAAUUGUCGACGAUCGUCGUGGUGUUUGUUGGCGUCACGUCCUACCUGUCUGUGCGAGCACACGAGAGCUCGAAGCUACCAAGAGAGCACAUUUUGAAGUACUCGGAGCUUCUCCGCGAGGCCGCGAGAGCAAGCAUACAGUCCACACAAGACCAGCACCCCGUUCAGAGUUUUAUCGAUAGCUCCAAAGCCAUGUGUGCCGUGAACAUCGUUUCCGAGUUUCUCACCCCACACCAGGUAAAGCACAUCAUGAAUGUCGACAUUGCCGAGAUGAAGGAGUUUAUUUCCAAACAGCAUGAUGACGCGACCAGCGUCCUGGUUCAAGCACGAGCCUGA
Ectocarpus siliculosus is the source of this 375-nucleotide messenger RNA. The record is from the annotation of a GenBank genome assembly. NCBI's taxonomy places the organism in Eukaryota, Phaeophyceae, Ectocarpales, Ectocarpaceae.